Molecule: messenger RNA, 1104 nt
Organism: Closterium sp. NIES-65
Lineage: Eukaryota; Viridiplantae; Streptophyta; Zygnematophyceae; Desmidiales; Closteriaceae
Source: the annotation of a GenBank genome assembly
AUGCGCCCUCUUGCACUCUCUCACGCACUCUCUCGCGCGCUCUCUCAAGGCACACUCUCAGGCACACUCUCACGCACUCUCUCUCUCUCGCACUCUCUCUCGUGCAUUCUCACCACGUUCUCUCUCUCACGCGCACUCUCACGCGCUCUCUCACGCGCUCUCUCACGCGCUCUAUCAAGGCGCACUCUUAGGGGCACUCUCAGGCGCUCUCUUUCGCGCUCUUUUUCCCGCACGCUCACGUGCAUUCUCUCUCUUACGUCCUUCUCUCAUGCACUCUCACGCACAUUCUCUCUCUCAAGCGCUCUCUCACACCCAUUCUCUCUCUUACGUCCUUUCUUUCGCGCACUCUCACGCACAUUCUCCCUCUCAAACACUCUCUCACGCGCACCCUCACACGCUCCCUCACACGCUCUCUCAUGCGCUCUCACACGCGCUCUCUCACCCGCUCUCUCAUGCGCACUCUCACGCGCUCUCUCACGCUCCCUCACGCGCUCCGUCCCGCACUCUCAGGCACACUCUCACGCACUCCCUCUCGCGCUCUCUCUCGCGCACUCUCACCACAUUCUCUCUCUCGCGGACUAUCACACGCAUUCUCUCUCUCGCGCUCUCACAUGCACUCACAUGCGCUCCCUCACGCGCUCUCUCAUGCUCGCUCGGGAAGGAGAGGCGACGGCGAGGAGUAGGGAGAGGCGACCGCGGGGAGGAGCGAGAGGCAACGGCGGGGAGGAGGGAGAGGCGACCGGGGGGAGGAGGGAAAGGCGACGGCGGGGAGGAAGAGAGGCGACGGCCGGGAAGGAGGAGAUGCGACGGCGGGGAGGAGGAGAGGCGACGGCGGGGAGGAGGAGAGGCGACGGCGGGGAGGAGGGAGGCGACGGCGGGGAGGAGGGAGAGGCGACGGCGGAGGGAGAUGCGACGGUGGGGAGGAGGAUAGGCGACGGCGGGGAGAAGGGAGGCGACGGCGAGGAGGAGGGAGGCGACGGCCGGGAGGUAAGGGAGAGGAGAUGGCGGGGUGGAUGGGACGGAGUGAUUGUGAGGUGGGUUGGAGAGGUGUUAGCGGGUAGUGAGGGAGAGGAUACGGCUGGAUGGAGCGAGAGCGACGGCUAG